Messenger RNA from Pararge aegeria (speckled wood butterfly), 983 nucleotides. RefSeq lists its product as uncharacterized. The record is from RefSeq and is a predicted model, not a curated record. Lineage: Eukaryota; Metazoa; Arthropoda; Insecta; Lepidoptera; Nymphalidae. The coding region runs from base 81 to 521 and encodes 146 amino acids. The transcript is spliced from 3 exons.
GGAACGCAUGCGUAGCACAUCGGUAAACGCGCACUUUGGUUUUUUAUUUUUUUAACCGGGCACUCGUAAGGUGUUGAAAGAUGAAGUACCUGAUUGUUUUGGCGGUUUUCGCGUUGGCUUUCGCUGCCGAGGAGAAGAAGGAGGAAGAAGCCAAGAUCUACAUGCGGUUAAUUCCCGCUGAUGUUCUGAGAGAUUUCCCCGGUCUUUGUUUCGCUUCGACCCGGUGCGCUACCGUCGAGCCCGGCAACUCCUGGGAUCUGGCUCCCUUCUGCGGCCGCAGCACCUGCAAGAUCAGUGAAGACCAGCCCCCCAGGCUUUUGGAACUGGUCGAGGACUGUGGCCCUCUCCCCAUUGCCAAUCCCAAGUGCAAACUUGACACGGACAAGACUAACAAAACUGCACCCUUCCCUGGCUGUUGUCCGAAGUUCACUUGCGAAGAUGGUGCUAAAUUAGAGUACCCUGAGCUCCCAACACCUCCCCCAGAAGACGAGGCCAAGGAGGCGGAAAAGAAGAAGGCUUAAAUUAAAAAAUAAUAGAUAUAAAACCUAUAAAUAAUCUAUGGACGCGAAACUAACAUGCACAGAUCUCCCGCGUCCAUUAUAACAUUCAAAUUCCAAAUUCUUUUAAUGUGGUACAAAUGAUACAAAAAUUGUCUCAAAAUAAAUAUUUGAUUUAAGAAUUGUAAAAGACUUUACCAAAUCACAUAAGUACUUUUGCUAUUUUUUUUUUACUAUCGGGUCACUUUCUAAUUGUCAUGGCACCGGGACUUUCAAUUGACUAUUGUUCGAAAUUCAAAAGCGGCUUCCUAUUUCCUGUUUUAUUCAUAAUAAAAGAUAACUGUGACAAAGUUGUUCAUUGUUGGCUUUAUUGACAAAACUGUCACUAUUGAAAGCGAUCAUUGUUGAUUUUUUUAGAAUUGUAUCGGCUUUUUUACUUGAAUAAAUGACUAUUAUAAGUGAUGUUUGUGAUAUUGAUAAAUAAUA